Messenger RNA from Caenorhabditis sp. 36 PRJEB53466, 1537 nucleotides. NCBI's taxonomy places the organism in Eukaryota, Metazoa, Nematoda, Chromadorea, Rhabditida, Rhabditidae. The record is from the annotation of a GenBank genome assembly.
AUGAGCAACGAAGCAAAGUUAAAGCCGAAUGAUAUCAUCAAGAGAUCUAAAAAUGAUUACAAGUGAGUGCAGACAUCUUCUGAAGGGACUGAAUUCGUUCCAGUUGGAAAGUUAUCGUGGAACUCGGAGCAGGAGGGUUCGGAACGGUGAACAAAGUGGUCCAAGUGAACCAGAACGGUGUGAGGAUCAAUUCGAAAGUGAGUGGAGUAUCCGAAACUCGUCGAGCUCAUCGGAACGUUUGAGGAGUUUGCGAUGAAGACAGAAUUGAAGUGUAUAAGUCGGCAGGCGUCCCGAUUGAAAAUAGAGAAGAAUGUGAUGGCUUCCUAUUCGAAAUGCGAUGCACAGUACAGAGGACAUUUCCCCGAACUCAUUGAUAUAGGUCAAACUGCCACGGAAAAAGUGAUCAAAGAAGAAUGGGAAUUAGAGAAAACGGAAGGAUUUCAGUGGAUUGUGAUGACUCUCGUGGGCGCAUCUCUGGAGAAUCUGAAAAGGAAACGUCCGUUCUCGCCCUCGACAGCUCUUCAGUGUUCUCUUCAAACACUAAAAGUACUCACAGACUAUCAAAAGUGUCCAUUCAACGAUUUCAGGCAAUUCAUGAUUUCCAUCAAGUCGGUUUCCUUCAUCGGGACAUCAAACCUGCCAAUUGCUGCAUCGGAGCCGGCGAAAAUGCAGAGGUCGUCUAUCUUCUGGACUUUGGACUCGCCAGAAAGUAUCGCAUGAAAAACGGGGUAAUUCGUCCGCCGAGGCCGAAAACGAAAAUGAUCGGAACCCCGAGGUAUUGCCCGAGAGCGUCGCAUCGUCAAGAAGAGCUGUCCCGCAAGGACGACUUCGAAAGUUGGCUAUUUAUGGUAAACUCGUCGCGGAAACAUAUUCUGAAUUCGUUCGAUUCCAGUUAUUCGACUUUGUUGACAGGGAGAAUGGCGUUCCGUGGAAAGGGAAACCGAGAGAUAAAGCACAUGAGAUGAAAGUUCGAGUAUUUGAAGAGCCGAACUGGAGUGAGUCGGAGCGAGCAGAGAUUGAAGAUAGGUCUAUAAUAUUUCAGUUUCGACCGUCUCUUCCGUUCCCACUAAAUUCAUCGUGAUGGCUGAUUAUUUGAAUAGUUUGGAAUACACUUCGGACGUCGGUUUCGGGUUGUUUCUCCGCGCUCUUUCUGUUCAUUUUAAUCGAUUUCAUUCAGAAUCUUACGGGAAACAAUCACCGAUUAUGCGAGAAGUCUUAAUUUGACACUGCACGAACGGCUCGAUUGGACGAUUCCAGAAGACAGAGAUGUGACGAACACGACGACAACCACACUGACCGUCCGUUCAUUUUGGACCCCCCCACUCUUUCCGAUUGCUCUGUUUUCAGUAUUCGGUGGACGAUAACAAGUCGAUUGGCUCGGAAGGUUCUUCUGAUCGGGAGCGUUCGCAGAGCAGGAAGUCACGGAGCAGAGUGUCCAAAUCGUGAGCACAAUUACUGUCAUCCAGACAAGACAAUUCGUUUCAGAAAGAAGCCACUGAAAACAAGAAAAUCCAUGAUGACGUUCGAGGAAAAGUAA